CAUAGGGAAGUACUUUAGGUCUAAAGGGGUUAAGAAGGCCUCCCUGCAUUCAGGAACAUGCAGGGGUCCCACCGUGCCAGUUCCAGCCUUUUGAACUCUUUCCAGCUUUUUUUUUCUUGCAACAAAUCUGUCUGACUGCCACCAGGACAUAGGAAGCGUGUGCCUGUCAAAGAAAUCAAGUUUACUUUUUCUGACUUGUUAACAGAGGCAGGGUAUAAAUAGAGCUAACUCUGCUCAGACUCUUGGCGUUUCUCUUAAAAUAAGGGGUAGCUUCCUUGGGCCUUUCAUCCAAUGAGGUCCAGACCAAGCUGCUCUGUCAACGGCGGCAGCAAAGGAGCUUGCUGAAGUCUUUACUGGAGUCAGGUGCCUUUGGGUUCCUCAGAAAUUGAAGGCUUACCAAAACCAAAGCAGACAGGAACUGCCUGCAGCUCGGCCACUGCCCUGGAGAAGCUCUGAGAUGGUGUUGGUGCCGCUCGCUCGGUGGAUGUGGAUCUUGCUGGGGAAGAGCAGUGUCCUCUUGCUUCUGGAGGUCUCUCUGAAAGGGGGAGCUCUGCCUCCCAUCCGCUACUCCCACGCCGGGAUAUGUCCCAAUGACAUGAACCCCAACCUGUGGGUGGACGCACAGAGCACCUGCAAGAGGGAGUGCGAGGCUGACCUGGAGUGUGAGACCUUUGAGAAGUGCUGCCCCAAUGUCUGUGGAACGAAGAGCUGCGUGGCAGCUCGCUACAUGGAUGUCAAGGGCAAGAAGGGGCCAGUGGGGAUGCCCAAGGAGGCCACCUGCGACCGCUUCAUGUGCAUCCAGCAAGGCUCAGAGUGUGACAUCUGGGAUGGGCAACCUGUCUGCAAGUGCAAGGACAGGUGUGAGAAGGAGCCAAGCUUCACCUGCGCCUCCGAUGGCCUCACCUAUUACAACAAGUGCUACAUGGAUGCAGAGGCCUGCAUCAAAGGCAUCACCCUGAGCGUGGUCACCUGCAGGUACCACCUCACCUGGCCCAACACCAGCCCCAUCCCGCCAGAAACCACAGCUCGUCCUACUACUGCCUAUUCCGAGACAACGCUGGUGGACAUCCUGCCGCCGGUGCUGGUGAACAACCCCACCCAGCAGUCUGUCUACGUGGGGGAGACCGUCAGCUUCCUCUGCGACGUCACGGGGAGGCCCAAGCCAGAGAUCACCUGGGAGAAGCAGGUGGAUGGGAAAGAUAAAAUCAUCAUGAAGCCAAAUCACGUCAGGGGGAAUGUCGUGGUCACCAACAUCGCCCAGCUGGUCAUCUACAACACCCAGCUGCAGGACACCGGCGUCUACACCUGCACCGCCAGGAACAGCGGCGGCCUCCUCAGGGCUGAUUUCCCUCUGUCAGUCAUCAAAGGAGAGCCCACAUCCAAGGAAGCUUCCCAAAACAAGACGCAGUUCCCAACCGACGAGUGCCUGAAGCAGCCAGACAGCGAGGACUGCGGGGAGGAGCAGACCAGGUGGUACUACGACGCAAAGAAAAACAACUGCUUCACCUUCAUCUAUGGGAACUGCAACAGCAACCUCAACCAUUUUGAGACCUACGAGAGCUGCAUGCUGACCUGCAUGAACGGCCCCAUCAACAUCUGCAACCUGCCAGCCCUCCAGGGGCACUGCAAAGCCUACGAGCCCAGGUGGGCCUACAACAGCUUGACCAAGCAGUGCCAGUCCUUCAUUUACGGUGGCUGUGGAGGCAACGAGAACAACUUUGAGAGCCGGGAGGCCUGUGAAGAGAUGUGCCCCUUCCCCAAGCACACGCACUGCAAGGCCUGCAAGCCACGCCAGAAGCUGGUCACCAGCUUCUGCAAGAGUGACUUUGUCAUCCUGGGCCGCAUUACAGAGCUGACCGAAGACCAAGACUCGGGGCACGCCCUGGUCACGGUGGAGGAGAUCCUCAAAGAUGAAAAAAUGGGAUUAAAGUUCCUGGGGAGAGAACCGCUAGAAAUCACCCUUUUGAACAUGGACUGGAGCUGCCCCUGCCCCAACAUGACCACAGUGGAUGGCCAGCUCAUCAUCAUGGGUGACGUGCACAACGGCAUGGCCGUCCUGCAGCCAGACAGCUUCGUGGGCACCUCCAGCACCCGGCGCGUGCGGAAGCUCCGCGAAGUCAUCCACAAGAAAACCUGUGAGCUUCUGAAGGAGUUCCUGGGGCUGCACUAACCCCAGGCAGCCCAGCAGGAGUGGUAGGUAGGGCUAACAGCACUAGGCUAGAGCCACAGCUAACCCAGCUGUAGGAACCAUGCAGACCCCGCAGCGUAACCUGAGAAUGAAGCUUAGCAGUGUAGUGUGGUCCCUGGCAGGCACACAGGGCAGCGGCAGGAGCCUGCUCACCUGCACCCAAGUCACCUUGCCCACGCAAGAGGGACGCUCAGAGGCUGAGUCACUGCAGUGCUUUUGGGCUGGUUGCGUAGCUGCCAUCACAAUGGCAGAACCCACAGCGUCUGUGCUGCUGCCUGGUGCACAGCUGGCUGAGCUCCGAGGUCAGCUGAACCCUUCCCACCCGGAGCAGGCUGUGCUGUGGCCACUCAGUGUAAAUCACUGGCAUCCCCUCACAACUGUACUCACUGCUGCAGCACAGCCUGUAAGUCAUUGUGCACAUUGCCCAAGCUAUGCAGUAGGAUUUGCUUCUAGCUGAAACUUUCCUAGCAGCUUUCUUUGGACUGUACCUCAUUUUUAAAUGGCAACCACUUGCUACCUUGCAGUCCUUACUGGGGAGAAAGCUCCCUUGAUCCUAUGCCCAGGACAACAGGUCCCUGGAGAAGCUCACGGCACAGUCUCACCCAAAAUGACUUUUCUGCCAUCCCAUUGUGCUCCCCUGUUCUUGUUUUCAUUAACAGAUUGUCCCAAAAAGGCAGAAGGAUGCAGGGGGCUGCCAGCUGUCUUGCUGUGCUUGCACAUCCUUUAUACCCAAGCCUGUGCAGCAGCUUAGUGCUCAUUUCCUGCUUUUCUAGGUGAGAGAGAGGAGGGAGAAGAGUCAGAACAAAAUUCCAACAAGAGAAGUGCAGUCUGCAGCCUGCGUUGUGCAGGCACAAAGCUGAUGAAACCAAACCGCCUGGCCACGGCCACACAGAGCAGCCUCUUUAGGGGCAUGGCCAGCUUGGCCCCUUUAGAGCGAUCUCCAAACAGCAGAAACCUCCUCCAGGCACCCAGGGCUGUGAGUAAACAGCCUGAGGAGCAGGAGGGCAGCGCGGGCUGGGGCGAUCGCCUGCGUGCACACAGCAUCGGCCGCUUAGCUUUUGUGUGUCCCAAAUGUAACCUUUGCUAUGCAAAAAGCCUUGAAUAAAGAAAAAGCUGAUCCCGGAAGAACGCUGCCUGGGCAGGGACUGUGCUGGCAGGGCAGAGGGGUGAGCGGCAGGCAGGCCUGGCCGUGGCUUGCUGCUGGCUCUGGGCAUCACUGCGGUGCCCGAGGGUUCCCCCUGCACAA
Messenger RNA from Dryobates pubescens (Downy woodpecker), 3434 nucleotides. RefSeq names its product WAP, follistatin/kazal, immunoglobulin, kunitz and netrin domain containing 2 (gene WFIKKN2). The record is from RefSeq and is a predicted model, not a curated record. Gene Ontology annotation, biological process: negative regulation of transforming growth factor beta receptor signaling pathway. The transcript has 2 exons. Gene Ontology annotation, cellular component: extracellular region. Bases 458 to 2170 code for a protein of 570 amino acids. NCBI's taxonomy places the organism in Eukaryota, Metazoa, Chordata, Aves, Piciformes, Picidae. Gene Ontology annotation, molecular function: receptor antagonist activity; transforming growth factor beta binding; serine-type endopeptidase inhibitor activity.